AUGGUCACCAAACCUUACGAGAAGAAACGACUCUAUCUCCAGCACCCGGAACAGGACUAUGGCAUCGUCAGCCAUCGCGUAACACGAAUAAUCCCUCCUCCUGAACCUUCUCCCCCACUACCACCUCCAGUAAUUGUCAGACCUCCGCUGCCACCACCUCCACCUCCACAACCUCAACCACCGCCACCUACUGUGGUCGAGAAACCACCGCCUCCUCCACCUUGCCCUCCAGUUGAGAAACCCAAGCCUCCGCCUCCUCCGGUUGUGAAGCCCAGACCCCCUUCACCUCCACCGGAAGAGCCUAUCGAGGUCAUUGCGGUGGACGUUGAGCCACACAAGAAAAAGAAGAAACCCAAGUCUCGAUCCCGAAGCAGGCACAGCCACCACUCAUCAUAUGAUCACGAUCGAGAGCGCGUCAUCGAGCGUGAGAGGAUCGUCCCUGUUCCUGUCCCGGUUCAAGUCGAGCCUCGCUAUGAAACCUUCCGGUACGUUGAGGGAACUCGACGUCGGGAGUAUUCACCUCCAUCACCACCCAGACGGAUGAUUGAGGAUGAUAGAGUACGGCUCCGUAUUACGGACCGCGAGCGUGAGUACUACCGUUGA
This is a messenger RNA of Fusarium musae, 603 nucleotides long. RefSeq lists its product as uncharacterized. The transcript has 2 exons. NCBI's taxonomy places the organism in Eukaryota, Fungi, Ascomycota, Sordariomycetes, Hypocreales, Nectriaceae. The record is from RefSeq and is a predicted model, not a curated record. The coding region runs from base 1 to 603 and encodes 200 amino acids.